CCGCUCCGAGCGCUCCCUUCCCGAGCGGAACAAGAUGGCGGCCCCGCGCCGUGCCCAUAAUGCUUCGCGGCCGCCCCAACCCACAGGGCUCCUCUUCCGCACUUGGGCGCGGGGCUGAAGAGGAGCGGUGGCCGUCUCAGCCUCUCCUCCCGUCGGGAGCGCCGGGCGGAUUUUUCCCCUUAUGUGAGCGAAGCAGAGACGGACGGACUGAGGUGCCUUUCCCCUUCCCUCGCCUUCGGAGGACCAUGAGGCGAUUUGGGCUCCGUCCGAGCCCCUAUCGUCUUCCCGCCCUCCUCUUUCUCCUCCUCCGGCUGCUGCUGCUGCCGCCGGGGGUGUUUGGGAUGCCGGAGCAGGGGCCGCGGAGCCGCGCGCCCCUUCCUCCCGCCUCACAGGGAGGCGAGCGCGGACCGCCGAGAUACGAGAGGCUGGACUCUGUUCUCUCAGACUAUGAUAUUGUUUCUGUAUCUAACAUUCAACAGCAUUCAUUAAGAAGAAGAGACCUGCAACCAGAGUCCCAUAUAGAGAGACUCCUAAGUUUUUCAGCAUUGCAUAGGCAUUUUAAAUUGUACUUAACUACAACAGCGGAACACUUUUCGAAAAAUGUUCAAGCACUUGUAGUGGAUGGCCAAGGCAAGGAGAGAGAGUAUCAGAUAAAAUGGCAAGAAUUUUUCACAGGGCAUGUUGUAGGUCAGAGUAAUUCACGGGUGCUAGCACACAUCGGCGAUGAAGACUUCACAGUGCGGAUUAAUACUGAUGAAGAAGAAUACAAUAUUGAGCCUCUGUGGAGGUUUCUCAAUGAUUCACAGGAUGAAAGACUUUUGGUGUACAGAUCAGAAGACAUCAAGGAUUUUUCAAGAUUACAGUCUCCGAAAGUGUGCGGCUAUGUUAAGCUGGAAGAGGAGGAAGGGCUUUUGCUUGGAGGAGUGCAGGAUAACAAAUUAAAUAAAGAGCGUGUCCUUCGGCAGAAAAGAGCUAUGCCAGAUCCCUUGAAGAAUACCUGCAAGAUGCUAGUGGUGGCAGACCAUCGCUUCUUUAAGUAUAUGGGCCGUGAGGAAGAAAGUACGACAAUUAACUACUUAAUUGAAUUAAUAGACAGAGUGGAUGAUAUUUAUCGUAAUACUUCAUGGGAUAAUGCAAACUUCAAAGGAUAUGGCAUACAGAUAGAUCAGAUUAUUGUUCACAGCGAGCCACAAGAGGUUCUCCCUGGGCAAAAGCAUUAUAACAUGGCAAGUAAUUCUCCAUUUGAUGACAAGGAUGCUUGGGAUGUGAAGCAGCUGCUGGAGCAGUUUAGCUUUGAUAUAGCUGAGAAAGCAGCUAAAGUGUGCCUUGCUCAUCUCUUCACAUAUCAAGAUUUUGAUAUGGGUACUCUUGGACUGGCUUAUGUUGGAUCUCAGAGACCAAACAGUCAUGGUGGCAUCUGUCCAAAGGCGUAUUCUAAUUCAGCAGCUGGAAAGGAUAUCUACCUCAACAGCGGUUUGACCAGCACAAAAAACUAUGGCAAAACUAUCCUUACCAAGGAAGCUGACUUAGUUACGACUCAUGAAUUGGGACACAAUUUUGGGGCUGAACAUGACCCAGAUGGUAUGCCAGAAUGUGCUCCCACCGAAGAUCAAGGAGGCAAAUAUGUUAUGUACCCAAUCGCUGUGAGUGGGGACCAUGAAAACAACAAGAUGUUUUCAAACUGCAGCAAAGUAUCCAUACUUCGGACAAUUGAGACCAGGGCCCCAGAGUGCUUCAAAGAGCGUAGCAACAAAGUAUGUGGCAACUCCAGAGUAGAUGACGAUGAAGAAUGUGAUCCUGGACUCUUGCGUCUCUAUGAUGAUCCUUGCUGUACAUCAGAGUGCAUGCUAAAAAAGAAUGCAACAUGCAGUGACAGGAAUAGUCCUUGCUGUAAAGGUUGCCAGUUUGAAAGCGCACAGAAGAAGUGUCAGGAAGCCAUCAAUGCGACUUGUAAAGGAGAGUCCUAUUGCACAGGGAACAGCAGUGACUGUCCUCCCCCUGGGAAUGCUCCAGACGGCACCAUCUGCGUGGAUUUGGGCAUGUGCAAAGAUGGGGAAUGUGUGCCUUUCUGUGAGAGGGAGAAGAAGCAGAAGCUGCGUUCCUGUGCCUGUAAUGAAACAGAUGAUUCCUGUAAGGUCUGCUGUCGAGAUGGAAAUGGGAGAUGCAGCCCUUAUCUUGAUGCCAACCAGAACCCCUUAUAUUUGAGAAAAGGAAAGCCAUGCACUGUGGGAUUCUGUGACAUGAAUGGUAAAUGUGAGAAGCGUGUGCAGGAUGUGAUUGAGCGACUCUGGGUUUUCAUUGAUCAGUUGAGCAUCAAUACAUUUGGAAAAUUUUUAGCAGACAACAUAGUAGGAUCUGUGCUUGUAUUCUCCUUACUAUUCUGGAUUCCUUUAAGUAUUCUUGUACAUUGUGUGGAUAAGAAACUGGACAGGCAAUAUGAAGAGAACACGAAAUCCCUGUUUGGUCCCAGUAAUGCCGAGAUGUUGAGCAGCAUGGAUUCCGCCUCUGUGCGCAUCAUUAAGCCCCCUCCUGCUGUGCCAUCUACAAGUCGGCAUCAGCCCCUGCAGCCUGUUGCACCAGUGCCUGCCACAGUAGUGGCUCCAAAACUAGACCACCAAAGAAUGGACACUAUCCAAGAGGAUCCAAGUACGGAUUCCCAUGUUGAGGAGGAAGAUCCUUUUGAAAAGGACCCUUUUCCAAAUAACAGUACAACUGCCAAGUCUUUUGAAGAUCUUACAGAUCAUCCUGUCACAAGGAGUGAGAAAGCUUCAUCCUUCAAAUUGCAACGCCAGCGUAGAGUGGACAGCAAGGAAACAGAAUGCUAGUCUCUCACUGUCUUCUGAGCUGUUGACCUUGUAGUGCAAAAGUCCUGUUCGGCUUGUCAGCAUAAGCCAUUGCACUACAGAAACAUGCAUCUCUACAUUUAUGUAUAUAUGCGUGUAUUUUGAAAUGGAACAGGGAAGUGAACUCUUGCAGAUGCUGGCCCUAGGUAAGAUCUUCCUUGGUUUCAGUAUGAGUGCUCCUUAGAAACACAGAACCAAGUAAAGUAUCAGGUAUAUCAAAACUUUUGGAAUCUGCUCCAUAGUAUUGAUACCAACAUUUCUUUCCUUCCUUCAGCCUAUGGUGUAGAAACAUAAUCUGCCUAAGAUGUGUAUCUAUCUGGCUAUAUUUAUAAAGUGCCUUCUUCUAGUUGAACAGCACUGAUAAGAAACUCAAAUGUACUACCCAUUCAGAAGUCCAGUUUAAAACACACUAUUUCAAACAUGAGUAAAAUGAGGUGAAUUUUUUUUUACAGAAUGGAGAUUUAUAAAGGGUGAAGCAGUUUGUGCCAUAUCUAAAGCAAGUAAAACAGCAGUGAUCCACUAAAAUAUGCACCUCUAAAUUUGAUGUUUCCAGAAUAAUUUCAAUUAAGAUUUUGAAUUAUGUAGUGUUUCACCACAAUCCAGUAGAAGAGACUGAGGCAUCCUUCAGUUCUAUUGACUAUUUUAAAGGAUGAUUUGAGUGUGAACAACAUUGUGCUCCAUAGUGGCCUUUUUUACAUAAGGAAGUUAUUUGGAAAAGUGUCUUGUAAUUUCACACGCUACGUGGACAAGAGAAUAAACAGAAGCCUGUAUGCCAGUAUGUAAGAGAUGAAAAUAGUGAUGCUGAGCACACACACACACUUUCAUGCCAUAUAAAUCUUGUGACUAAAAGGUGUUUUUUUUUUUUGAAAGAUUUUAAAUGUGCAUUGUGUAAGGCAUCUGCUCUUUGAGCUGGUCAACUUAGCUUUGCAUUGUGAUUGUUUCAGAGGAAAAUACAACUCGGAUUACAUGUUCUAGCCUCUAAUGUGGUGAGGAAUGAGGCACUAAGAGCCUAGUUUGUAGGAAGAAUCCUGACCUCACAAGCAGGGACUCCUGUGUGCCUUUUGCUGCCUUCCUUCUGUCCUACCACUUUCUCUUAGGAUGGAGGGGAAUGAGUUGAGAGAGGACAAAUCCUUUUCAUCCUGCAAUCUGGGUAGGAAGAAAUACGGUCUAUUGGUCAGGGCCCACAAUUAGCAACACGUGGACCGUAAGAGGAUGGUUUGCUAUUCUGUGUGUAAUUGUGUCCAAGAAGUUUGCUCUGCAUAAACUGUAGGCGUUUAAUAGCUGUGUCUAAUGUAAACUAAAAUGUAAAAGCACACACCAUUAAUUAUGAAAGACUUGUAUUCUUUCAUAUUUGGAGUUAGCCAAACCUGUGACAAAUGUGCAUUUCUCAUGGAUGCUUGUUACACUAAUACUUGAACCUGUGCCUUUCGGUAUUUGUAUCUAUAUUCUGAUAAUUUUUAGAUUUCAUACAUAGAAGUAAACCUGAUAUGAGGAGUGAAAGCUCCCACUACAAUGUAAUAAAAAGAUUUUUUAUAUAUGCAA
Messenger RNA from Pogona vitticeps (central bearded dragon), 4385 nucleotides. RefSeq names its product ADAM metallopeptidase domain 17 (gene ADAM17). Gene Ontology annotation, biological process: Notch signaling pathway; membrane protein ectodomain proteolysis. Gene Ontology annotation, molecular function: metalloendopeptidase activity. Gene Ontology annotation, cellular component: plasma membrane. Lineage: Eukaryota; Metazoa; Chordata; Lepidosauria; Squamata; Agamidae. The record is from RefSeq and is a predicted model, not a curated record.